UCCAUGUUUGUGUCCUCCAUGGUUUGGGCAUACCCUGCCAGCGAGUGUGGCUUAACCGGGUGGUUAGUGGUUACAGGACCGGUGGGUGUGUAGACGUGUUAAGGCUGGCAGAGGUGUGUUCAUCUAUAAGAAACAUGAGUGCUUCCAAGCCAACUCUCUACUCAUACUUCCGCAGCUCAUGUUCUUGGCGUGUCAGAAUUGCUCUGGCACACAAAGGAGUUGACUAUGAUUACAAACCAAUUCAUCUUCUCAAAAAAGAACAGGUCAGUGAUGAAUUCAUGAAGCUGAACCCCAUGGGCCAGAUUCCAGCACUCAUUAUCAACAAUCAGACGCUGACACAGUCGAUGAGCAUUCUGGAGUACCUGGAGGAGGCCUACCCUCAGAAGCCACUGCUACCUAAGGACCUGUUCACUAGAGCAAAGGUUCGUGAGGUUUGUGAAGUGAUUUCAUCUGGCAUCCAACCACUGCAGAACUUGUCAGUACUGCAGAAGGUGGGUGAUGAAAAGAAGAUGGAGUGGGGACACUUCUACAUCAACAAAGGCUUUGUUGCCUUGGAACAGCUGCUAGCAGGAUGUGCAGGGAAAUACUCGGUCGGAGAUGAGGUGACCCUGGCUGACUGCUGCCUUGUUCCUCAGGUCUAUAAUGCCAACAGAUUCAAGGUUGAAAUGGCCCAGUUCCCCACCAUUGUGCGAGUUCAUGAUGCUCUUAGUAACCUGGAGGCAUUUAAAGCUGCCGAGCCCACCAACCAGCCUGACUGUCCUGAAGAUCUCAAGUAGUUCUCACAUCAGUCAUAUAUUACCAGAACAAAAUCAAUAAUGCUAAAACUAAAUAUCCUCCUUAUCUUUGUCAUAGAAGUUGGAUACAAGGAGGGCGCUUUUCAGUGUACGCUUCACCCAUUGGCUACGAGGGAUCUAUCCGAGCUGAAUAGAAUCGUCUGGCAUUAACCAAAUACUGCUUAAAAAUAUUAAAAGUGGCAUCCCAUAGUGAAGGGGUUAACAAAAAUCCGGUUAACUUACAGGUAUUCAGGAACGCAUCAUGUAUGUAAAGCGGACACUAAAUGUAUCUUAGAACAGCAUCUGUAGUACAGUUCCUUAGUUAUUUAAAUAUUGAAAGUACAUAAAUAUAUUGAAAACGGGAUCGUAAUUUUGCCAGCAUACUGUACUAAAAGGAAACCUGUUUAAACUGAAUACAUAAGGUUGUACUUGAAAUAUUUUACAAAUAUAAGUAUAAAUUUUGUAGAUAUCAAGAUGUUCAUCAUCAUCUAGUGUUAUAAAAAGAAAGUUAAUGAAUAGUAGCUAGGCACAAUAUUUAGUACUGUAGUAGCUUUAGUCUGUGAUAAUUUACUAUUCCAGCUGAUACUGCUCAACAAUGUACGUAGUGUUAUAAUAUAGUAUUGUGUAUUAUGAAGGAUGUCUAUUUUCUUAAAUGUGCUCACUUACAUAAAAAAAUAUAUUAAAGUAUUAAAGUUCUUACACAUUUG
Molecule: messenger RNA, 1480 nt
Organism: Homarus americanus (American lobster)
Lineage: Eukaryota; Metazoa; Arthropoda; Malacostraca; Decapoda; Nephropidae
Product: probable maleylacetoacetate isomerase 2
Exons: 8
Coding region: 135-776 (213 amino acids)
Biological process (GO): L-phenylalanine catabolic process; glutathione metabolic process
Cellular component (GO): cytoplasm; mitochondrion
Molecular function (GO): glutathione transferase activity; maleylacetoacetate isomerase activity
Source: RefSeq, a predicted model, not a curated record